Messenger RNA from Ostertagia ostertagi, 804 nucleotides. Lineage: Eukaryota; Metazoa; Nematoda; Chromadorea; Rhabditida; Trichostrongylidae. The record is from the annotation of a GenBank genome assembly.
AUGCGCCUAUUGCUGACACCGGCCGUUCGAAGCGCUGCCUUCUAUGUCGGCUCCACGAUAUUCUGCUCCUUGGUGGGCAAAGUGGUCGUCACUCGAUUUUUCUUUGACUACCCAGUCGUCAUCCUCAUGCUGCAAAUGGCCACCACUCUUUUCAUCAUCGAAUUGUUGAGAGUGUUUGGAGUGGUGAAAUUGUCGCCGUACUCAUUCGAAAAAGGUCGACACUGCUUCUUGCCGUCGAUUAUGCUCUGCGUUGCCCAAUGGCUUACGGUGGUCGCCUUCGAAGGAAUCGGAAUGCCAUCGUUCGAGUCUGUCAAAAGUCUCACGUCAGGUCGCCUAGACCAUGUCCAAUUAGUGGGCGUGGCGGCAAUUUCGUUCACUUCAUUUGUUACAGGCGAUGGAACUGUUGUACAUGCAUGCGUUCAACUCGCUGAUUGUGUUCCUCAUAGCGGAUGUGUCGUGCAGGACGAGAUCCGUGACGCGUUCAUGUACAUGAUGACAUCGGCGCAUCCCUUGUUCAGUAGCGUUUUUGUCGUCCUGCUACUCUCCGGUAUUUUGCUCCAGUUCGCCACCUUCGUCUGCAUCGAACACAAUGGUGCUCUCAACACACAAAUCCUUUCGAACAUCCGGGCCGCAUUCCAGAUUUUCGUCGCCUACUUCCUGUCGCUGUACCUGUUCUACGACGUGUCGCCUGGUGUGCUCAACUACCUCGGCCUUUUACUCACCAUCGCCGCGGCCUAUUACAUCUACAAUCAACGAAAUGCUGAUACGAUUCCACAAAAAACUGCCUGGACAAGCAAAGCCUGA